Messenger RNA from Amphibalanus amphitrite, 3677 nucleotides. Its product is annotated as nucleolar protein dao-5-like. Gene Ontology annotation, cellular component: super elongation complex; nucleus. Gene Ontology annotation, biological process: regulation of gene expression. The record is from RefSeq and is a predicted model, not a curated record. The coding region runs from base 457 to 2811 and encodes 784 amino acids. The transcript is spliced from 14 exons. NCBI's taxonomy places the organism in Eukaryota, Metazoa, Arthropoda, Thecostraca, Balanomorpha, Balanidae.
GCGCCCGCGCCCGCCCCCGCCCCCGCCUCUGCCGCCAUACCGUCUCUGUCGGAGGACCUGACUCUGUCGGAGGACUCUGACGAUGACUCGGCGGCGCACAAACACCAGCAGCCCCCUCAGCAGCCGGCGGUGUCGGUGUCGGCGUCCCGGGGCUCCGGCCGCCUCUCCGAUCGGUCCAGGCCGUCUCCGUCCGGCUCCGCCGACCGGCCGGCAGCGCCCUCGGCCAAGUCGGCCGCCGCGCCGGCCGCCCCCGCCGCCCCCGCCGCCCCGGCCGCGCGCGUGGCCUCCAGCUGCUCGUCGAGCGAGUCCGGAUCAGAGUCCGAGUCGGAUGACUCUGCCGACGAGCUGCGCCCGGUGCCGGCGGCGGCCGAGCCGGCGCCCGGCUCGCCGGCCGAACAGAAGGAGGGCGGCGACAGUCCCACCAAGCUGGGCGUCCAGUGGAGCCUCAGCUCCAUCAUGGGCAAGGACUCGGCCAGCACGCCCGUCUCGUCCAUAUUCGACGGCACGCCCGUCAGAAAGCUGUCGCCGCCCGAGUUCCCCGGCAGCGUGGACCCCAUGGGGCCGAGCAGCGCCGAGCCGCUGGACGCCGACGGUCAGGACGACGGCAUCUCCAUCGAGGACCUGGUCACCCAGGUGAAGUCUGGCUCGCCGCUGCUGCUCUCGGACGGACCGGCGCCGAUGGAGAUGUCGGACGACUCGUCCGGCUCCGAGGACGAGCCGCGCCGGCCGGCCGAACAGCCGGCGACCGCUGCGGCCGGCAGCAGCGUGCGCUCCACCGGCGGCGGCAGCCGGCCGCGGCCGCGGCUCUCCGCCCUCAGUGAGAGCGAUAGUGAAAAGGUGGAACGCUCGAAACGGCGCGCGCCGCCGGCCGAGGGCGCGCCGCGCCGGCCCGGCCGGCCACGGGUCAAGCAGAAGCCCUCACCGCGGCGGCCGCCCAGUGACAGUGACUCGGACUCUGACGCCGAGGCGCCGCCGCCGCCGCCGCCGCCCACCCGGCCGCCGCGGCCGCCCGGCCGGCCGCCCAACCCGCCGCCCAGCAAGGGCAGCCUGAAGGCGGCGGCACCGGUGGAGGCGGCGCGGCCUGGCCGGGGCCGCGGCCGGCCCAGCCCCAGCUACCCGUCGCGCGAGAUGAUCAGCACCACCGACUCGUCCGACUCCGAGUCGGUGCCGUCGGCGGGCCGCCGGGUGGCCGCCGCCAGCAGUGACGACGACCGGCCGGCGCCCAGGGCGGCCCCGGCCCCGGCCCCGGCGCCGGCGCCGGCGGCGGCCGCCGUGUCCGACUCGUCCGACUCGGACUCGCCGCCCAAGCUGGACGCCGGCGGCGUGAGCACCAGCGACGCUAACAAGAAGGCCACUGUCAACCGGCUCUUCUUGCACCGCGUCAAAAAGUCGACGCCGCGCGGCCGGCCGGCCAACUCGAGCGAGCGCAGUGAGGGGCACGCAUCCCCGGCGGCGGCGCCGACGCCGCCUGCCGCGCCGCUGGCGCCGCCGCCGGCGCCGGCGCUGCUGGCCGCGCCGGCCGUGCCGCUGCCGCCGCUCAGCCGGCACAACGGCGUGCCGGUACUGCGCUGCCGGAUAGAGAAGCGGCUGGUGCAGCGGACGGACGCGCGCGACGAGCCGCCGCCGCCUCAGACGGAGCUGCGCCGCGCGGACGUCAAGGCCGAGCCGCCGGCGGCGGCCAGCUCGGUCCGCUCGACGGCGUCGGCCGGCUCGCCGGCCACCUCCGGCCAGAAGCGGCGGCGCCACGACUCGGACCGGCGCGCCAAGAAGGAGCGACGCGACGAGGCCGCCUCCAAGCGUCGGCCCGGAUCGGUGCACUCGAACACGCCGUGUGGCGCCGGCCAGCCGGCCGACCAGCCACCCGCCGAGGAGGACGUGCCGCUGGGGAAGCGACGCGCCGCCGACGAGCCGCGCACGCACACACCGACCGGCGGCCCGGCCGGCCAGCACGAGCACAGGAUUGAGUCGCCGCCUACCGGAGUCCGGGAGGCCGACAGCAGUACAAACCCCAGCGCCGAGCCCUACGACAGCAACGUACCGCAGGCGCUCUACACCAACCAGCCCUUCCCCAUCCCGGCGACGUCGUGGUUUGAGGCGCGCUCGCCGUGCGUAGACUCGUGUCUGGACGAGUACGUGGAUAGGGGCGACCAGAACCAGUACCUGAAGCAGGCCCGCUUGCUCAAACGUGCCGCCGACACCGAGCACGACCUCACCCUGCGGGUCAUCAGGUACACCCAGGCGGUGUUAUACUUCCUGCUGACGGCCCUGUCGAUGGAGAAAGACGCUGAUGACGCCGAGAACAUGCUGGUUAUGCUCAACGACACGCUGAAGCUCAUCAAGGACAUGCUGCGCCUCUCGUCGGCCACCUAUCGGAAGCAGGGGAAGCGGCCGAGCCACAUCGACCGGAAGCUGCAGACGCUGCUGCUCCGCUGUCAGGGCCUCAUCUACCUGCGCAUGUUCAAACUCAAGGAGCCCGAGCACAAGAAGGCGCAGCGACAGAUCUCCGACUUCAAGAACCAGAUGAUGGACGAGUGUCUGACUGAAGACGGCCGGGCGUACCAAGUGCCGCGCGAGCUGCUCCUGCUCAUGAUCAAAUGCAACGAGACGCAGGGCCACCUGCGGGACUGGCUCGACUACUGGGAGCAGGCCGACGAGCUGAUGCAGCCCGCGCCCGACAUAGGGAAGUUUUUCGCCGAGAUCGACCGCACGAUGGGCGGCCUGCUCAACACGAGCACGCUGCUCCACCUGGUCUACUACAUACGCGAGACGACGCGCCGGCUGCAGGCCAUGCACACGGGCGCCGCAGUCUGAGCGCCGCCGACCGGCGCGCGCAUCACAACCGUAUCAGGGUACUCCGUGGCAAUCCGAGCCGGGCAGCGGAGCCGCGGCGCCGGCCGAGCUUCCCUCCGAGGGCGGGCGCCGCGCCGGGCCCGGGCCGUUUUGUACCGGCGGCGCGGCCGGCGCCGCCCAGUGCAGGCCGGGUUUGUAUUUUUGUACGGAUCAUCGCCAUCGCCGGCCGGGCACGCAGACGCCGGCGGCAGUAUCGCCGCGCGGCGGCCACCAGUCCAAACCAUCGCCCAUCGCUCUGUCUCUCUCAGUCCUCACACACCGGUUGGCGGCGGCGGCCUGCACCGGCCGGCCGCCGCCCCUCACACGAUGCCUUGACAAGGCAGCCGUCCUGCCUCCCUGUCCCCGCCCUCCCAUCCCCCCGGUCACGGUGCCUCUGGGGCAGUGCCCCGGCACACGCCGUCUCCCUCCUCUCGCUCUCCCCUGUCCCCCUCUCCCCGCCCCGGGUGCCGGGCCGCCGGUCUCAGCCGGCGCCCGCCCCGCUCCAAGUGCCAGCGUUACCGGAUGCGUGCCUCCCCGUGUGCCCUGCCCCGGCCGAGUACCGGGGCUACCCCGCGCCGUCAGCCGGCCAGCCACACUGAUGGAACGGUACUGACAAUACACGUUCGUAUAUUGGGUAUAAAACAGCGGCGUGGCCCGAGGCCGACCGUACACGUAUUUAUUUUGUUUGUUUAAGCUUCCAGGAGGCAGCAUUGCGUCCAGCGAGGGUAUUUUUGUAAAGACUGUUGUACAUAGGUGCGGUGCAGAGUGUUGUGAUGCAAGCUACAAAUGAAUGAUGUGUUAGAUCAUUUUCAUCCGCAGUCCGCACCCCAAUAAACGUGUAUGACGUG